AAAAAAAAAAAAAAGCCUCUUAAGCAUAUUUGUGAGAAUCGGACACGUGAAUUGCCCCCGCUUCCCUGGAGAGAAGAUAAAAUAGGGUCAUUUAAGCUCUCGAAACUUCAUCUCCUUCGUUUCAUUGAUCAUAUGGGAUGAGAUAGGGGCUUUCUAAAUAAGAAAGAUUGUAUAAGGGGUUAUAUGCAAACUCCCCCCCCCCACACACACACCCCCCACACCCCACAGAUAUCCUCUGAACUAAACUUACCAUGACUUCUCCAUCCCGCUUGGACAUAUAAUAGAAAAUAAAUUACAAUGAUAAUCAACCAACUUUUAUUGAGCUCUUGGCAUGGGGCAGGUGCGAUUUCAGCCCCUUCUAUUCAUUCCUUCCUUUAAUCCUCAAAUCCACCCUUUGAAGUAGCUCCCCAGGACCCAGGCAGAUGCAGACGAGGAAACUGAGGCUCAGUGGCACAGCUGGAAGGGACAGAGCCUCUGCUGUUGGACCCAGAGCCUGUGCUCUUUGUCCCCCAGUGAGCUGGCUACUUACGAAGGAAAUGGAGGCAAACCGGGGAACUACUGCCCACCCCCCUUCUUCCUCCUCUCUUCCUCCCAUCCCGCUCCCCCCUCCCAGAUCCCCCAGCAGCGUCCUGGUGCUGAAUAGGGGAUUGUUUUCUUCACCCUCCUGCCUCUGAAUGUUGAUGUUUUGGGUCAUUAAGGGGCUUGGAGUUGGGGUGGGGGGCGGGUUAUGACCCUGGAAAAGGACUGAAUAGACAUUGUUCCUUUUCUUCCCCCCUUGAAUGGAAUUCUGUCCCCGGCCUUGGUGUCUCCCUCUGGGUUGGAGGAGGGGAUGGGUCAGAGGCCUGUAAAGGGGAGCCUUUUCCCACCACUGAUGGAUAAGGCUAAGCUGACAGAUGCGAGAUUCAGGCACUCUUGGAGCCCUCCCAGGUCCCCUCACCCUGCCUUGACCCAGGCAUCUUCGGCCUUGAUGUUGAUAGCCAUGAAAUGAGCCCUGAUUGGGCGUGAGUCUGAAUUCAGUCUUAGGGUGGGUCGGGGAGAAAGAGGCAACAGUUAUAGACUUCCUUUUCCUUCCAGUCCCUUUGAACCUGUAGGUUCAUUUCUUCUGUACUGCUUCCCUGAAAUAAUCCUGGCCUCUUCCCUGCUCUCCCUUCCCCCAGUGAGACUAAAAAUCAAGACAAUCCUAUCUUUAGGAUGGCUUGAGCUUUGGGAAAGAAAAGUGUUAGAGAAAUAGAAAAUAAUCAUGAUCGUUAUUACUGUUUUGAUAGCAGAUUUAAUGCUCGAAAGUGUAAGAGUUCUGGCAACCUGAUUUUCUAUUUGUGUUUUUGCUGCACCCUUAAAGGGACAGAGAGGGAGCUCUCACUCCGCCAGGCUGGGCUGGCUUCCUGGGGGUCUCACCUUCUUCCUCUGCCCUCUAGGCUAUCCUGACUCUUUGGUCUUUUCCUCGUAGCCCUCCGGGCAGGGGCAUUUGCAGGGUAGGGGACAAGUGACAGGCUAUUUCUGAGCGCCUACUGUGUGUCGAGGGCUUUAUGGGCCUUAGUGCAAAUUGCAGGGCGCAGGAGAGAUCCAGGACGUGGCAUCCAUAUUCCAAUACAUAUUUGUUUGUUAGAUGAAUAAGCAGAUCGCAUUUAUUUUCACAAAAACUCUGCAAAGGAGUCCUUGUUUCUCCGGGAAGGAAAGGAUGUUGGGGAUUUCUACGUAAACUGGGAAGUGAAUGAAUUUGGCUGCAAACCAAGGUCUCCGGACUGCAAACCGCAGGGACCCUGCGCCCAGUUCGCCGCAACUACUACGACCCGUCCUCGGCGCCCGGGAAGGGCGUGGUGUGGGAGUGGGAGAAUGACAACGGCUCUUGGACGCCCUACGACAUGGAGGUGGGCAUCACCAUCCAGCACGCCUACGAGAAGCAGCACCCCUGGAUCGACCUCACUUCUGUCGGCUUCAGCUACGUCAUCGACUUCAGCACCAUGGGCCAGAUCAACCGGCAGACGCAGCGCCAACGCCGCGUCCGCCGGCGCCUGGAUCUCGUCUACCCCAUGGUCACGGGCACCCUGCCCAAGGCCCAGUCCUGGCCGGCCAGCCCCGCGUCGGCCGCCUCGCCCGCGGCCCCGCCCUGCUCCUGCCCACAGUGCGUCCUGGUGAUGAGCGUCAAGGCCGCCGUGGCCAACGGGGGGAGCGCGGGGCCGCUGCAGCCCCCGGCCGCCCGCAAGCACAUGCCCCCGUCUGGGGCGGCCAGGCUGCCCCCCCCACCAGGCCCUGCGGCCAAGCCGCUGGACAGCACGGGCACCAUCCGAGGCCCGGUGAAGCCCGUCCCGUCGCAGGCGAUCCGGCGACAGGCCUCCGGCACGCCGGCUGGGGUGACCAUGGGCUCUCCUGCCAGCCCCCCCGGAGCCAACGGCAAGACGGGAAGGGUGGCCCUGGCGACCUUAAAUCGGACCAACCUGCAGCGACUGGCCAUCGCCCAGUCCCGGGUGCUGAUCGCCUCUGGGGUCCCCACUGUGCCAGUAAAGAACCUCAAUGGGUCCAGUCCUGUUAAUCCGGCCCUGGCAGGAAUCACCGGGAUUCUCAUGAGUGCAGCCGGGCUGCCCGUGUGCCUCACCAGGCCGCCCAAGCUGGUUCUCCACCCGCCCCCGGUCAGCAAGAGCGAAAUCAAAUCCAUCCCAGGGGUUUCCAACACGAGCCGCAAGACCACCAAAAAGCAGGCCAAGAAAGGUAAAACCCCAGAGGAGGUGCUCAAGAAGUAUCUGCAGAAAGUCCGGCACCCGCCAGAUGAGGACUGCACCAUCUGUAUGGAGCGCCUCACGGCCCCCUCGGGCUACAAGGGCCUGCAGCCAACAGUCAAGCCUGACCUGGUGGGAAGGCUGUCCAGAUGCGGCCACAUCUACCACAUCUAUUGUCUGGUCGCCAUGUACAACAAUGGCAACAAGGACGGAAGUUUGCAGUGUCCAACCUGUAAGACCAUUUAUGGGGUGAAGACAGGCACCCAGCCUCCGGGGAAGAUGGAGUACCACCUCAUCCCUCACUCCCUGCCCGGCCACCCCGACUGCAAAACCAUCCGGAUCAUCUACAGCAUCCCUCCUGGCAUUCAGGGGCCGGAACACCCGAAUCCUGGGAAGAGUUUCAGCGCCCGUGGCUUCCCAAGACACUGUUACCUUCCAGACAGCGAGAAAGGGAGAAAAGUGCUGAAGCUGCUGCUUGUGGCCUGGGAUCGCCGCCUCAUCUUUGCCAUCGGUACCUCCAGCACCACCGGCGAGUCAGACACCGUCAUCUGGAACGAGGUCCACCACAAGACAGAGUUUGGCUCUAAUCUCACGGGUCACGGCUACCCAGAUGCCAAUUACCUGGAUAAUGUGCUGGCUGAGCUGGCUGCCCAGGGCAUUUCCGAGGACAGCACUACCCAGGAGAAGGACUGAGCUGGAGGGUCUUUGAGCCAGGAGGGGCCGCGGGGACCACAGGGCAGGAAGUGGGAGAAUCGAGGUGGAAGUUGGUGCCAUGCCCUCCCAAUCCCCUCAUUUCCCGCUCUGUCCUAUCCCCAUUCCCCAUCCCUCCUGGCCACAGCGGGGAGGGAGAUGAAUAAGGUGAUGUCAUUCAUAAACCUCAUCCACCACAAAGGGGACAUGGGAUGAGGGCCAUCCUCGGUCUGUUCCCAUGGAGUUUUCGGUGCUGGGUAGGCAAGAACCCCCCCCCCGCCCCCCUGAGUAGGGGCACGGUCAGCACACUUAGGGUAUGGACAGAGCGUGGGCACUCCAUACCUUGGCCUUGUGAAGCCUGAGGUUCAAUGCCUCAGCUGGCUUCUUGCUGCUUCCACUCUGCUUUGAGAGCGGAGUUUCUGCUUUUCUCUCCUCCUCUGGAGGCGAGGAGCUCUCACUGUGCAAGAUUGGGGGGCAAAGGGGUGAACCGCUAAAUUGCUGUGACAUCAGAUGUCGAUGCCUCGGUGUUCAGCGAGGAAGCACUUCUCACCAAGAGGGUCAGAGAAGCAAAGGCUUCUGGGAGCACACUCGGCUCUCAGAAUAGUCCUUGGCCUCUCUGGGCCCUCCCUCCUCACAUCUUCGACCUGUCCAAAGAGGCAUCUGGUUCUCUUGUGUGGAUGGACGGACUCUGGGAUUCCUCUCUGGGUUGGCAUCCCAUGAUGUUUCCAGCCCCUCUCUGAUCAGACCAGAGUCUGCAUCCCACUUAGCAUCUGAACUGUCCUCAGGGAGAGGAGCCCAUAGCCUUCUUCCCAACUCAUCCCAGACCAGCUCAAAGAUUCCAUGAGUUUCAUCAAGUCACUGUGAGUAGAGCCCAGGCUGGGUUCUGUGCCAUCUAUGUAUGCGCAUAUGUGUGUGUGUGUGUGUGCGCGAGUGUGCACCACUGGGCCAGGUUGGUGGACAGUCCCAUCCUGUUCUCCCAUUCUGUUUUGCAAACUGUCAAACUCCAGCUCUGAUGGGGCUCAAACAGCCAGGCUGUGGUUCCUUGACUUUCUUCACCCUUUGCCAACCCAUUUCCACAGUAAACUUGGACCCAAAUGGUAACAAUCAUGCAUCUUUCUAGAUGCCCCCAGGGAACAGUGCUUGGGGAGAUGUGUCAGGUGAGGACUGGACUGACCCCUUUUUAUAUCUCUUUCAAGACCGUAUCUAAACCAGUCUAUCCGGUCAUGUUUCUAUGAGGGCUUCGAUCUGUCUCCAUGCACGCUUGCUAAUCAGAGCCCAGAGGGGGCUGGGCCCCUCAUCUAUUACAGAUUGACCUAGAGCAUGGAGGCAGACUUUUUAGCUCAUUCCCAACAGGGUUGGGACCACAUCAUGGUCCAGGCCAACCUGCAUUUGGGUUGUGUCCCAAGACUCUGUCUGUCUCCUCCCCAAUAUUCCUCUUGCUUUUCACUUCCCUUAAGGAAUGAAUUGGGGGUCAGGGAGGAGAGAAGGGGGAUCAAGAAAGGAAACCCAAUUCCCCCUUUGAAAGUGGGUUCUUUGAACUAUGUGUUUGGGGGAAGUUCCUCUGGAUACUAAUUUGAAUUUAUAUACCUCAUGUUUUGGGGGUUUGACGUAUAUAUAUCCAUAUAUAUUUCAUAAUAUUUGGAAGGUUUUUGAUGCUAGAAAAAUGGAAACAAAAGAACCUUCAAAAAUGGUACUUAAAUUAGAACCUGAAGCCAGGCUUUCCUGAGAGCUGGCUCCGUGGCCGCUUGCUGUUUGCCUGAAGCCAUUUUGACAUUGGUGUGGCCAGUGGAUGCACCUGAGUGUCGCCCAGUUCCUUGGGAGGUACUGGUGCUGGGCCUUUCCUUAUUCUCUGAACGGCUGUCGGGUUGCUGACUGGCUCCAGCAGAGGGAGCUCUGAUGAGAGGAAUCCUUCCUGACAACUCCGCUCUCAGGUCAGCCGGCCACCAUCUUCUCUCACCAGCGGACCAGGAGAUUGGGCCUGAGUCCACUGCACCACAGGGCACAGUUUCCUGCCAGUCGGGAGGAAACACUUGAACUCAACGGAAGAGACAUGGCUGAGGCAUUUAAUAUCCGCCCCCCCCCCCCACCGUGCCCUUUGCCAGGCCACCCUGUCCCAGAGGUCAUCGAAGAGCCUCACUGCACCUCUAGUACCAUCUCUGCCCUUCAGCACCUGGGUCAAGUGUCUGCUGAGCUUCUCACCCACAGGGAUGAGGAAACAGACCGAGGGUCAGUGGGUAGAAACACACAGCUGUGGAGCAGGAGGUGGGGAAAGAAGGCAAAUGAGGUUUGACAACUGGCCAUGGCAGCGGGGACAGGCUGAUUUCCCUGCCUCGGGCAGAAGGUAUGGGUGGGGAAGGGGACAGCCGAGAAAAGAAGGAAGGGGACUCAGAGAAUGGAUAGGCAGGCAGGCGGUGUGCCAGGGGUAAUACCACUUCGAGGGUAAGUCUUAAUGCCUUCAAGACCUUACCCCUAGGAUGCCGACCGUGUCUGUACCCCCCAUUCUUUUCCUCCCUGAGGAUGCUCAGCAGGGGGUACCUCCUCCUUGUGCUGCCCUUCGGUGGGACUUUCUGGGCAGAAGGAUCUUGAAUUUCCUUUUAACACUGUGCCAAGCAAGGCGGGGGGCAGGGGGGAGGCAGCCCUUUGCCCUUUGUGCCAGCCUAGAAAGGCACGGUCUCAGGCGCAGUGAGCACCCUGCCAGCGGAGGUACUGAGCACCGAUCCCUGGGACACGGGACGUUUCCCCACCAGUGUUGUUCCUGCUCUGUUCCCUGGGUUGCACAGGGAACCCCAUGCCUUGCCUGUCAUGGCCGGACCACCAGCUGCCUGGUUUUCCCCUUCCUGAGUCUCCAGGGAUGACAAAUGGGAUUGCAGACAAACUCUGUCAGAUGCCUGUCCCUUAGAGGUCAAUUGUGUAUAUGUGGUUGUGCGUGCCUUUGUGUUUCAUACCCUUUCUCCUGCCCUUUUGUAGAACUUGGACUUUCUCUGUGGUUUUACACUUGGUCAAAAGUACUUGUCCUGGUAUUGCACUGUCGUGUGCAUGAGAGGGGAGGGAGGAGACCCCGCGUGGUACGGGAAGGGGCUUGUCCCCUAUCCUUGUCCGUGGUCACUGGCAUUUGCGUGGGGGUUUUCUGGGAGAGGGAAGGUGAAUGCCCUAAUGUAAAAACUAACCGAUGUGUUGUGAAGUCCUUGGUGUUGCUCUGUGAGAGGACAUCGCCACCUGGUGCUCAUGAGGUGUAUGUGCAGAACAAUAAAUGGCAAAUGAACAACCACAAA
Molecule: messenger RNA, 6676 nt
Organism: Felis catus (domestic cat)
Lineage: Eukaryota; Metazoa; Chordata; Mammalia; Carnivora; Felidae
Gene: DTX4
Product: deltex E3 ubiquitin ligase 4
Exons: 9
Coding region: 1863-3407 (514 amino acids)
Biological process (GO): Notch signaling pathway; protein ubiquitination
Cellular component (GO): nucleoplasm
Molecular function (GO): ubiquitin protein ligase activity; zinc ion binding
Source: RefSeq, a predicted model, not a curated record